This is a messenger RNA of Lampris incognitus (smalleye Pacific opah), 1653 nucleotides long. RefSeq names its product cholinergic receptor, nicotinic, alpha 3 (gene chrna3). NCBI's taxonomy places the organism in Eukaryota, Metazoa, Chordata, Actinopteri, Lampriformes, Lampridae. The record is from RefSeq and is a predicted model, not a curated record. Bases 136 to 1653 code for a protein of 505 amino acids. The transcript is spliced from 5 exons. Gene Ontology annotation, molecular function: transmembrane signaling receptor activity; acetylcholine-gated monoatomic cation-selective channel activity. Gene Ontology annotation, cellular component: neuron projection; postsynaptic membrane; synapse. Gene Ontology annotation, biological process: monoatomic ion transmembrane transport; regulation of membrane potential; nervous system process.
CUCUGCUGUGGUUCAGGAGGCACCUGCUCGGAGGCAGAACACAAGCUCUUCUCCGUGAUAUUCUCCAGCUACAACCAGUACAUACGGCCGGUGGAAAAUGUGUCCGACCCCGUCAUCGUACAGUUUGAGGUGUCCAUGUCUCAACUUGUCAAAGUGGAUGAAGUGAACCAAAUCAUGGAGACGAAUCUGUGGCUGAGACAUAUCUGGAAUGACUACAAACUUCGAUGGAACCCAAAAGAUUUUGGAGGCGUCGAGUUCAUCCGAGUGCCAUCCAACAGGAUAUGGAAGCCAGACAUUGUUCUGUAUAAUAAUGCAGUUGGAGACUUCCAGGUGGAUGAUAAAACUAAGGCCCUUCUUCGUUACAACGGUGACGUAACAUGGAUCCCCCCAGCCAUAUUCAAGAGUUCCUGCAAAAUUGACGUUACUUACUUCCCCUUUGACUACCAAAACUGUACGAUGAAGUUCGGCUCCUGGACUUAUGACAAGGCCAAGAUCGAUCUGGUGCUGAUCGGCUCAACUAUCAACCUCACGGACUUCUGGGAGAGCGGAGAGUGGAUGAUCAUUGACGCCCCAGGUUACAAACACGACAUCAAGUACAACUGCUGCGAGGAAAUCUACACGGACAUCACCUACUCUCUGUAUAUUCGGCGCCUGCCUCUCUUCUACACCAUUAACAUGAUCAUCCCCUGCCUUCUAAUCUCCUUCCUGACAGUGCUGGUCUUCUACUUACCCUCAGACUGUGGUGAAAAAGUCACCUUGUGCAUCUCAGUCCUGCUUUCUCUUACUGUAUUCCUGCUAGUCAUCACAGAGACCAUCCCCUCUACCUCACUGGUUAUUCCCUUGAUUGGGGAGUACCUCCUCUUCACCAUGAUCUUUGUUACCCUCUCCAUUGUCAUCACUGUCUUUGUACUGAAUGUUCACUACCGCACACCAAAGACCCACACGAUGCCCUGUUGGGUGCGGAGUGUUUUCUUAGGGCUGCUGCCCAGGGUUAUGUUCAUGACCAGGCCAGAAAGAGACCCAGAGAGGGUUGCAGUUGCAGACAAUGUCCAGGUGCAACCAUCGAGGCCCUGCACUUUCCACUCUUCAGGUGCCCUGCAGCAGCAGCACAAGUCUCAGAUCUUGGCCUCCGGCAUGAUGCCCAACUUGACCCAUCGCCAGAGGCUCAUCAUUAACACGGAGCUCUCCAACCUCAACAACUUGAGUGGUGACUCGGCCAAGGCUCUUGGCUAUGGGUUUCUGAGCCGUGAGGGUCACUGCAGCUGCUGCUGGAACCAGAGGUCCACCAAACUACCUGCAGACUCUGGGGGAGGAAGUGGAGGAGUGGGCAGCUUGGGGGCUCUCAGUGGAGGCAGCACUGCUGGGUUUGGAGGGGCUGGUGCAGGAGGAAGUCCAUGCUCCAGCUCAGAGUCUCUGGAUGGAGGACUCAUGUCCCUGUCACCCCUUUCACCAGAGGUCAGGGAGGCCAUUGACAGCAUAAAGUACAUAGCAGAGAACAUGAGACUACAGAAUGAAGCCAAGGAGGUUCAGGAUGACUGGAAGUAUGUUGCCAUGGUGAUUGACAGGAUCUUCCUGUGGGUUUUUGUCCUUGUGUGCAUCCUGGGAACAGCUGGCCUCUUCCUUCAGCCUCUUCUACUUGGGGAGGACCUUUGA